This is a messenger RNA of Gastrolobium bilobum, 1371 nucleotides long. RefSeq lists its product as uncharacterized. The transcript has a single exon. The record is from RefSeq and is a predicted model, not a curated record. The coding region runs from base 1 to 1371 and encodes 456 amino acids. Gene Ontology annotation, molecular function: nucleic acid binding; zinc ion binding. NCBI's taxonomy places the organism in Eukaryota, Viridiplantae, Streptophyta, Magnoliopsida, Fabales, Fabaceae.
AUGCAAGGCCAAAUCAAUACCUUAAGGGAUACCAUCACACAGAUGCAGACAAACGCGGGGGAGAUGUUUCAGAAUAUUCUGAACGAAAUAAGACGCAACCCUCACAACACAACCCAUAACAACACCGCGAGCGGCUCAGGCACCGGAGGAGCCGGUGGUGGUGGUCCCCACCCUCCCCCGGACCAUGGAGCGGCAAACCAGAAUAAUCAAGAUCUACUGCUGACAUUUAGGAAACACAAACCACUCUCAUUUCAAGGAGGACACGAUCCGAUCGUGGCUGUACAGUGGCUGCAGGCCAUGGACAAAAUAUUCAGAGUGAUCCAAUGUACCGAAGAUCAAAAGGUGCUAUUUUCAGUGUACAUGUUAGAAGGAGACGCCCAUCAUUGGUGGGCUAAUGCGUCUCAACCUUUGGAGAUGCAAAAUGCGGCGAUUACUUGGGCCGUAUUUGAAGAAAUGUUUCUGGAGAAGUAUUUCCCGAUGUCAAUCCGGGACAGCAAGCAAGGCGAAUUCGACCGACUCGUACAAGGGACCAUGACGGUGGACCAAUACCACGCUAAAUUCAACGAACUACUCCGAUUGGCGACUUACCGAGGAACCAUGCCCAUGCCGGAUUUUCUGAUGGCAAAAUUCCAAAGGGGUCUGUCCGCUAGGAUUGCGGAAUUGGUAGCUGGCAACGACACCUGUGACCUAGCCACCCUAGUAAACAGAUGUAGAAAGGUAGAGGCGGUAGGUUUGCAAACAAGGAAGCCCGCAGAGACCAGCGGAUCCGGACACAGAGCUCCGAUGACUAGGAAUAGACCAUGGAGAGGAAAGAGCGGAGGCAGACCAUGGCAGCCCAGGCGUGAUGACCACAAGUUUAAGAGGCCCGGGUAUCCCCGAGGAAACAGCAGCAGGGCUCCCAAUUGCCCCAAAUGUAGGAAGGCACAUUUCGGAAAUUGUUUGAGCGGAUCGACGAAAUGCUACAAGUGCGGCCAAGAUGGACACUUCAUCAAAGAUUGUCCACAAUGGAGGGAGCAACAGCCAGCAGCUGAGGCACCAAGAAUGGGCAGAGUAUACACGCUGGAUCAACAUGUGGCGGACCAGGCGGCCGAACUAGUUAAAGGUACGAUCAAUAUAUGUGGUGAAGAACUAUCUGUUUUAUUUGACUCUGGUGCAACCAAUUCCUUCAUGGCCAACUAUGUGGCAAAUGCAUUUAACUUAACUAUGAGCCCAAUGCAGUCCCCAAUGCAAGUCACCUCUGCGACGGGGGAAGUGACAACGUCUCACUUCAUAGGUAGAAAUGUAGAAUUCAGAUACAAAGGAAAGAAGUACAACCAAGACUUCAUAAUUCUCCCCUUAGCCAAACUAAACCUAAUAUUGGGAAUGGACUAG